This is a messenger RNA of Venustampulla echinocandica, 3213 nucleotides long. RefSeq lists its product as uncharacterized. The transcript is spliced from 2 exons. Bases 1 to 3213 code for a protein of 1070 amino acids. The record is from RefSeq and is a predicted model, not a curated record. NCBI's taxonomy places the organism in Eukaryota, Fungi, Ascomycota, Leotiomycetes, Helotiales, Pleuroascaceae. Gene Ontology annotation, cellular component: nuclear pore outer ring. Gene Ontology annotation, molecular function: structural constituent of nuclear pore. Gene Ontology annotation, biological process: positive regulation of DNA-templated transcription; protein import into nucleus; mRNA export from nucleus.
AUGAGUUACCAAGUCCCUUUCUCUUCAAGUCCGCCAGCCACACCAGACCGAAGAUCAGGCAAUGGGAAGAAGAGUUUAUUCGCCGUAUCGAAUCCUUCAACUACUCCAGCUGGGCCACCACCUUCAUCUGCUGGGUCUUUUACCCCAGCUGGGCCUCCGCCAUCGUCCUUCUUCGGCAGCUCUGCGAUUGGUACUACCGGCGCGAUAAAGCCCCUCUCCUUCUCCCAGCAAAACAUUUUCAAUCCUUCGCAGAGCGCAUUCAACGAGUCCAAUUCUUUGCCAUAUCCCGACUCCUUGCGCUCCUCUAUAGAAACCCAGCGCUUCCCUUCCGGCAAGGAAUAUCAAGCUUCGGCCCAUGGUGGGUUCCAAGUUCCCAGCGAAGGCAGCGAAGACGAGGAUGAUGAUAGCGAGGUGGAAUAUCCGGAAGACGACUAUUAUCAGUCUCGGGCCCUUAACAAAGCUUAUGGCGACUUAGAUGCGGAUGCGGAGCCUGAUGAAGAAUAUGAAGACGAUGCAGAUAUGGACGACUACCGGUCUGAUCUGCCCGGGUCAAAAUCGAACGGACAGCACACCAUUUCAGAUCUGCAGCUUUACGCUCCUGGGGCAUUAAAGAGAAGCAGGGUUGGGGGCACGUUGAGCUUGAGGGAUUCCUCAAUUGAUGAAGCCUCGAUGUUUGGAAAUAUUGCCAAGGAUCUAUAUUGCCAGAUGGGAUUACCGGAAAUAGAUGAGAGCGAUGACCUGAUAUUGGGUACCGAAGCUAUAAUUACAAGGCUUUACGAGGAAGGAAUCGAGUACCCACGCGAUGUUCAGCAGACUUUGAGCGACGUUUCCGAGGAGCUUACAAUACUUUGGGCCGAGUACCAUGACAGGACCAAAGUUUAUAAUUCUGAGGAAUAUACGACUUCUAUUGGGCCUGGGCCUAAUGAGUUAAACUUUGCGAAAGCCAACUUUCUAGGAUGCCUUGCGUUGCAGAUCCACCACCCGUCUUCUGAACCCAAACCCAGGCCACUCACACAGACGAUGUUAGAAUGGAUGUACAAGUAUCACGAUCCUUACCCGUCACAAUUUGAGGAGGUUCAAGCGCACAGGCCCAGUCCUGCCAAUCACCGGCUCUUCUGGGAUACCGUCUUUAACGGGCUUCUUCGUGGGAAGGUGGUAGCAGUUGUAAACAUCCUAAAAACCGCCGGGUGGAGACACGCUCGAGCUGGGCUAGACGAUAUUCGAGAUACAUCUGGAUUUGCUGGUCAAGCGUUAGCCAACGUUGAAAUGGUUGUUAAUGCCGCGACUCAGGUCCUUGCCCAGUGUCCGGCUGUUAAUGGCGACUGGAAUAUACGUGGUAGUGAUUGGACACUCUUCCGCCUUAGAGUUUCUCAGGCCUUGGAAGAGCUGAAAAGCUUUGCUGAAGGCCGGAACAGAGACCGUGAGGACUCGGCAACUUUUGAACGAAGCAGAUUCGGCAUGCCUAACGCCAGCACAACGGCUGCCUAUAGCAGGAUUGCGAGAAAGGCUGAAAGUAAGGUUCCAUGGCAUAUCUAUCAGAAUCUUGUGACGCUCUACAACCUUGCAAUGGGCGAUACCAAUGCCAUCGCUGAGAAUGCCCAAGACUGGUGUGAAGCUACUAUUGGCUUGCUGGUCUGGUGGGAUGAGGCUAAGGAUGAUCGGCGAGUAGCCUUGGGCCGAUCUCAUGCUCAUCACGCAUCUAGGGAGUCUGAUGGAGAGAGCUAUCUGCGCAAGCUUCGAAGAGCAUUCGAGUCUGCAACUGCCGAGACAACGGAUUUUGAAGUCAACACACUGAAUCCGGUCGAGGUUGGACUCGCUUCACUCUUUGAAGGGGAUUUUGAAGCAGUUAUAGGAUUCAUACGAGCGUGGUCAGGCCCCCUUUCUUCUGCUGUUGCAGAAGUGGCUACCAUCGGUGGUUGGUUACCGCCAUCUGAGCCUCAAAAUCUUAUCGCCAUGGGCAGUUUGGACGAGGAUGAUAUGGAUGUCCUCGGAAUCAAUCCUUCUCUUACCAAAUCGGAUGGAGUCAAGGACCAGACCCUUAUUGCUUACGCUAGGUCUCUAUCACGCCGGGGAACGCUUAAGCGUUUGCCCAAUUUCGGCCAGCCAAAGACUACCAGGGAAGGUUGGGAAUUAGCCGUUGCCAUUCUAGGACGACUCGACUCUGCUGCUCGCUCAGAAGAGAUGGUUUCAGAUUUCUUGAAAAACUUCCAUCUAGAUUCUUCCCAUACGGUUGACAGACUUUGGGUUUUACUCCAGGAUAUUGGGAUGGGUCGUCACGCUGAGAGUACGGCAGAGUCAUAUGCCGAUCAGCUUGCGGAAGGUACUCAUAAUUACGGCGAGGCAAUGUGGUAUUAUGCCCUUUCCCACAAGCCGGAGAAGGUCAAAGACGUGUUGGACCUCCUUAUCUCGUUUUCCCUGGUGCAAUCAAUGGCAUUUCCGCCAACUGCUGAACUCGAUGAUCAUUUAAGGAGGGUUAUAGAAUCCCCCAAAACGGCCCUAGUGGAAUUAUCUCAGAUGGAUAUGGAAGCUGCUGAGCUUCUCCACAAAAUGUUAAGCGGCUAUGCCACUCUCAGGAAGUUCUAUGAUCUUCGAGAUGAAGAACUCGUGCCGGCUACAGGAAGCAAAUCUCGGAAGGGAACUGCGUCGAAGAAAGCAGAAGCGGCCGCCGCAUUGUUGGCGGUCAUAACAAGCUCGGAUGAUAACAUUCGCGGCGGUUUAUACGACGAGGAUCGAGGUGCAGUUGUGAGCGUCGACUUCCUUUUGGCCUUGUUAGGAGAGGCGAUGGUGUUUGUCAACCAGCCGGAUAGUGUUAUCACCGUUUCUCAAAUUGAUAUCCUACUCAAGGCCAUUGAGGACCUUCAAGUAGCUGGACCUCGAGUAUAUUCGGCCUGCACAGAAUUCCUGGGGACCGUAAUCGCAUCAGCUACAGGCCUCAAAGGCUCAUCUCCAGCUGAUAUGCUCCGGAAAUCAACCUCAAAUGCGAGCGGAACAAGCAGCUUCUCGAUGGUUGGCAGCUCAAUGCUUGCUUCUCAACUUAAGCAGUCAAUGGGAAGCAGUGGAGUCUUAGUGAAGGGUAAUGUAAAGCGGGGGUGGGAUUGGCGACGGGGGAUCUCGGCCACCACGACUGGAGAUGAUGUACUGCGAAUCUUGAGACUUGGAUUGGCACAGUCCCUUGCGAAGGCAUGGCUUCGAGAGGCUGAUGGUGUAUUGUAG